Girardinichthys multiradiatus is the source of this 1119-nucleotide messenger RNA. RefSeq names its product rhodopsin. NCBI's taxonomy places the organism in Eukaryota, Metazoa, Chordata, Actinopteri, Cyprinodontiformes, Goodeidae. Gene Ontology annotation, biological process: G protein-coupled receptor signaling pathway. The record is from RefSeq and is a predicted model, not a curated record. Gene Ontology annotation, molecular function: G protein-coupled receptor activity; peptide binding. The transcript has a single exon. Gene Ontology annotation, cellular component: membrane. The coding region runs from base 1 to 1119 and encodes 372 amino acids.
AUGAUUGCAGAUAAGUUGAUUGCACCCAUUAUCAGAACGGUCAUGUUCAUUGCAGGGAUCCUGGGAAACAACUGGCUGGCGAUUACCUCCCUUCCCAAGAGGAAAUCUGAAAUCCGUACCAAUGAGAUCCUGUUCAUCAACCUAGCUGUGUCCAACCUCAUUACCAACUAUCUGGUGGACAUCCCUGACACAAUGACAGGCAUUGCUGGCCGAUGGUUUUUGGGGGCGACCUUCUGCGCCAUCAUUCGCUUUUGCGCAGACCUCUCAGAAACCAGCAGCCUCUUCACGACCCUCGUCAUCUGCACCUUUUGGCACCAGAAGCUGGUUGGUUCUCUCAAGCGUGGAGGCGCACCAGUGCAGCUGGACAACCUGCGCCUGGUGGGCUGUCUGCUGGCCGGGACCUGGACACUGUCAAUUGUCUUCAGCAUGCCUCAAUUCUUCCUCAUCUCAUUAGAGCAGAUGAAUGAGAGUCAUGAAGACUGUACAGAUGUCUUUCCUGAUGAAAUUUUCAGGAAAACAUUUGAGGUCUUUUUUUUGACUCUGGCUAAUGCUUUGCCUGUUGCAGGGAUCAUGGUUGCAAGCAUCCAGAUUGUUGUAACUUUGCUUCAAAACCAGAAGCGCAUACAAAGCCAUUCAUCUGAUCCAGCAAAGGGGAAAGUUAAAGAAGAAAACCCAGAAAGGUCGACCAGCAGUGCUUCUGCUGAAGACCCCUGUAAAGACCUUAAAGAUCUUUCUUCACCAACUCACUCAGGUACAACUAAGCAUGUUUCGUCUAGUCUAAAUGGAGGGCUGCUGGUUAGGACUCCACAGAGUCCCUUAGCCAACAAAACAGACAGCAGAGCAGAAGCUCGACCAAACCUUUCAAGGCCCAGCCAGAUACCUUCUAAGCAGAGUACCAACACAAGCUCUCAUGUGAGGGCAGCAAAGAGUGUGGUGGCUGUGGCCACUGUAGUCCUUAUCUGUUGGGUGACUCACCUACUUCUGCGCAUCAUCAAUAGCAUCCACACUUCAUCACUGAUGAUGGAGCUGGCCAGUUAUAUCGGAGCCUCCUACACCUGCAUCAUUCCUUAUAUAUUUCUGCAUGGAGUGAAAAAACUUUCUUGCUUAUGUCAAAUGUAG